GCGUUAAGCCGGGGCCGCAGUGCCCGUGCGUUCGCUCGCUCGCGCAGACCUGGAGCGCCAAUGCCUGGCUGCACUGGCGACCCGGAGACGGUGGCGGCCAGAAGCUACGUCGCGCGGCAGGCGGAGGGCGCUUUCCUCCUCUCCCGGUGCCCAGAACUCCAAAGGCUCCCGUUUGCGGGCACAGCCGUGCAGAGCGGGGCCUGUGAGGCGCUGUCAGAACGGCAGCUCACCCCCCACACACACCCCCCACUAGCUCGCUGUGUGACCUUGGGCGAGUCACAUAACGUCUCUGUGCCUGAGGCUCCAACCCCAGUCCUUUGGAGGACGACGCCCCUGGGUGUCCAUCACGUACCCCGCAGCGGCCCACCUCGGGCCUGCCCUCACUCUCCCCCUCCGUGUGGCUCCCGGUGCGGGGAGACCCCAGCGAGGCCGACCCCCUCCUUUCCUCUCCCGCCUUCCACACCUUUCCUAAAGCGGCCCCGCCGCGACCCAGAGAAGCCGCCGCUCACGCCUCGGGCGGGCAGCUGUGAAGCCCCGGAAGCGAACUCCGGACCGGAGUCCCUGCCGCGGCGCUGGGACGGCGGCUCCGGCUCAGGCGCCGGAUCCCCGGCGCCGCCCGAGCCUCAGGGCGCCCGGGAUCCGCACGCCCGGCGCGUCUGGAGCCGCAGUCUUCCGGGCGCGAGGUGCCCACUGGGGUUUCCCGACGGCGGCGGCGGGGCCGAAAGGCCGGGUGACCCGAGGGCGGCCGGGUGCUAGCAGCCCACUUUAGCAGGGCUGCCCCAACCCCUGGCACGUGACUCCGUUAUCGGAUUCAGGCGCGGUAAGCAGGAAUUAUAGUCACGCCCUCCCUACCUUAGAAAAGUACCACCGGCCCAAUGAUGUCUUGAAAGACACAGGAAAAGAGUCUUACUAUCACCCGUUACUCCACCUAAACUGUAGAGUGUUUUUUGCCUCUGUUCUGCAGAUUUCAGAAGGUUACUUUUCCGGGCAUCAUCUGGACGCUUCUAAAUAAAGAGGAUUUCAUGAAGAGAACGCUUUGAACCGCCAGAGUGCGGGAAAGGCUAUCGCACGCCCCCUGCUAGCCAGGCAGGAGGUCGGUGGGCUGGGAAGAGAGAGGAACCAAGGUGCAGGUACCUAGGCCCAGCGUCUCUCCCUACCGCCGUCAUUCCCAGGCGACUCUGCGCAGGUGCCCACAGCCCACCCCCUGGCCGUUAGAGAUGGGAAAGCGUGGAUUUCUGCACAGCUUACCUAACAUCUGUGUCUUCUCUGUUCCCACACCUCCUCCAACACAGCCGAACCCUCUUCAGCCAGUCCCCCUUCCUUGCCUUACUGCCUUUUGCACCCAGAUGGGUCAGCCAUUCAAAACUGUGCUGCCCGCACUCCCUAUCUGGGUCCUCCCUUUCCCUUCCUCCUCGCCUUCCCCACUGAACUGGGCUGGAAGCAGCCGCAAGCGGAGAGCUCCUGUGCUCUGGCGUCUGACUCCCAGCGCCUGACUCCCAGCCCUGCCGUUUGUCAUCGCUCAGAGCUGCUUUCCUCCCCUGUAAAUCUGGGAUUCGCGAUAUCUACCCCGCAGAGAUUAAACAGGCUAACUGAUGUCAAAUGCCCAGAACAACUACUAAGCCUCUGUGCACUCCUUAGCUCACUGCCUUCCCCCAGGCCCAUUCGACACCACCCUCCUCCAGGCCUACCCCGGACUGCUGGAAACCUCUGGAAGGAGGGCGUGAAAUCACCAUGAGGAUCGAUUUCCCUACAAACCUAUGCAUCACGUUUC
This is a messenger RNA of Hyaena hyaena (striped hyena), 1771 nucleotides long. Its product is annotated as proline-rich proteoglycan 2-like. The coding region runs from base 61 to 756 and encodes 231 amino acids. The record is from RefSeq and is a predicted model, not a curated record. Lineage: Eukaryota; Metazoa; Chordata; Mammalia; Carnivora; Hyaenidae. The transcript is spliced from 2 exons.